AUGGAUGGAACUAUAUUGGAUUCUGAAGUAAUUUACCAGAAAAUCGUAACAAAAAUAUGUGAACGAUAUGGUCGAACUUAUAACCGUCAACUACAAAUCCAGAUGUACGGUGUAACUGAUCGCGAAUUAAGCGUUGCCGUUGUUCGUGAAUUGAAGUUACCGAUAUCCGUUGAUGAGUUUGAGAUGCAGCUGUCUGAUUCAGCCAAAAAACUGUUGCCAAGUGCGCCGUUGACAGAAGGGGCUGAACGACUCCUGACCCAUCUCAAUAAAUGUAACAUCCCUUUGGCUCUGGUUACCAACUCUACAGAAUAUGCGGUACGAAUGCAUGCCACUGAAAGGCCCGAACUUUUUGCUUUAUUCCAUCAUAAGGUAAGCAUUACUAACUCAGAAGUAAAUCGAGGCAAGCCGCAUCCAGAUAUUUACGUGUUAGCUGCAUCCAAAUUUCCUGCGAAACCGCGACCCAGUAAGUGUCUCGUAUUUGAAGACUCGAGAAUUGGUGUGGAGGCAGCGGUCCGAGCGGGCAUGCAAGUUGUUAUGAUUCCAGAUCAUCGGCUUGAGAAGGAUUUUACUCGUAACGCAACGCUGGUUAUUCGUUCCUUGUUACAUUUCCGACCAGAGCUAUUUGGACUACCCCCAUUUGAUGACUACCCGCGAAAAAAUUUAAAAUAA
Messenger RNA from Parnassius mnemosyne (clouded apollo), 669 nucleotides. The record is from the annotation of a GenBank genome assembly. Lineage: Eukaryota; Metazoa; Arthropoda; Insecta; Lepidoptera; Papilionidae.